AUGCCGGUCUCCCUUCGAUACCUGAACAAUCAAUCGCUGCCUAACGCCAACUCACGGGUCUUCCUGAUGGCAACGGAAACACGGUACCAGACCUUUACACUGCUGGGUAAUGAUAUUGCCUUCGAUAUUGACAUAUCCAAUGUCGCUUGUGGACUGAAUGCGGCCCUCUACUUUGUUGCCAUGAGCCCCGAUGGGGGAUCAAAUGAGUUUCCGACCCAUCGUGCAGGAGCGAAAUAUGGUACAGGAUACUGCGACGCGAGCUGUCCUCAGAGUCAACGAUACGUAGGCGGCAAGUCUAAUAUCAACGGGUGGGAGCCUUCUCCCUACGACUCUGCAACAAGUAUAGGCAACCAGGGUGCCUGUUGUUCCGAAUUUGAUGUGAAUGGCUACUCCAUUUGCGAGUGGGAUGAAUGCAACCAAGGUCGACUGCCAGAUUGCGACAGAUGGGGCUGCGAUUAUACCCCAUAUAGACUUGGAGCCAUUGAUUUCGUUGGCAAGGGAAAAACAGUCCACACUGCGAGGCAGUUUACGUAGGGGUGCCUUGCGACAUUCAUUCGUACAUAUCGCUAACUCCCACUCAGUGUCGUCACCCAAUUUCACGAAGAUGUCGUGACACAGUGCUUCGUACAAGACGGGCAAAAGAUCGAGACGCCUGCACCUAUAUUCAAUGGCAUUUCCAAUACAGGUGGAAUCAGCUCAGAGUAUUGCGCAAACUCUGCUGUCGAAUUCGAAAUUCGCGACAUGUUCAAUCAGCUGGGAGGUUUUCAUCGCCACAAUGACGUUUUGCGACAGCCAAUGGUGCUUACAAUGGCAAUAAGCGAUGAUCUAAGGACACCUACUCUGGUCUAGACUACCUGACAGUGUGAUUGCUGAUGAAGAAGAAAAUAGUAUUGGUUCUGGAAUACCUGGCUUGAUUCUAUGUUCCCCGUUGAGGCAGAAGGCAUGCCGGGAGUUGCUCGCGGAGAUUGCCCAUGGGAAAUGAAUGAGCCUCAUCUUGUCAAGACCGAGCAACCCGACGCGUAAGCCUUCUCAUCUCAUCUACGACGACUUUUUCUGAAACAUUACAGCAUUGCUCACUGGGCAAAUAUUCGCUUUGGGCCCAUUGAUUCGACUACCGACUUGUGA
Verticillium alfalfae VaMs.102 is the source of this 1125-nucleotide messenger RNA. RefSeq names its product exoglucanase. NCBI's taxonomy places the organism in Eukaryota, Fungi, Ascomycota, Sordariomycetes, Glomerellales, Plectosphaerellaceae. Gene Ontology annotation, molecular function: hydrolase activity, hydrolyzing O-glycosyl compounds. The coding region runs from base 1 to 534 and encodes 177 amino acids. The record is from RefSeq and is a predicted model, not a curated record. The transcript is spliced from 3 exons. Gene Ontology annotation, biological process: carbohydrate metabolic process.